AUGGAACAAUUGUCAGACGAAUCGGAGAACAUUCAUCUCCUUAAUGAACAAGGAACAGAAAUAGAUGAUUCAUCAAAGAGCUUAGACAAUAAUCAAGAAGAAGAGGGAAAAGACACAAUGCAAGAGCCCAAUGUUGAAAUGAGUUUUAGUUCUAUCGAGGUAUUUGAAUACCAUAGAAAAUAUAGGAAGCAAUCAGGAUUCCCGGUCAAAAAGAGAACAUCAAGAAAGGGAGAUGAUGGGAGUACAAGAUAUGUUACUAUUUCAUGUGGUAGAGCCGGGAAAUUUAAAAGUACAACAAGUAACUCUCUAAAGCCUCGUCCAAGUGUGAAGACUGAUUGUAAUGCACUUAUUAGACUUGGUAAAUCCCUUGAUGGAAAGUGGAAAAUUAAUUCUGUAAAGCUUGAGCAUAAUCAUGGUUUGAGUCCAAGAAAGUCUCGUUAUUUCGCAGUCAAUCGUGGAUUAAGUUCAUCAAUCAAGAGGAGGUUUGAGUUGAAUGAUGUUGCUAAAAUAAGGACAAACAAGAGUUACAACUCAAUUGUUGUUAAAGCUCGGGGAUAUGAGAAUGUACCAUUUUUAGAAAAAGAUGCUCGAAAUCACAUUGAAAAAAUGAGGAGAUUACGGCUGAAGGAAGGUGAUGCUAGUGCAGUUCAAACUUACUUUUUGGAUAUGCAAGCUAAAAAUGCUAAUUUCUUCUAUGCCAUUGAUAUAUAUGAAAAGGGUCGACUGAGAAAUUUGUUUUGGGCAGAUGCAAGGAGUAGGGUAGCAUACCAUGAAUUCGAUGAUGUUAUUACAUUUGACACUACUUAUUUGACAAAUAAGUAUGAAAUGCCUUUUGCUCCAUUUGUAGGGGUAUUACAUCAUGGACAGUCGAUAUUGCUAGGAUGUGGGUUGAUUUCAAAUGAAGAUACAGAGACAUUUGUUUGGUUAUUCAAGUCUUGGCUAGCAUGCAUGUCUGGGAAUGCUCCUGGUGGAAUUAUUACUGAUCAAGAUAGAGCUAUGAGAAACGCCAUUGAGAUUGUCUUCCCAAAUACUAGGCACCGUUGGUGCUUGUGGCAUAUACUAAAGAAACUUCCUGAAAAGUUAAAAGGAUAUGCAAAAUAUGAAUCUAUCUCAAUAACCUUGUUAAACACAGUUUAUGAUUCAUUAUCUCGUAUUGAGUUUGAGGAACGUUGGGAUGAGAUGAUUAAGAAGUAUGAGUUGCAGAAAACUGAUUGGUUGGAUGUCAUGUUUGAGGAGAGAACUCGUUGGGUUCCAAGUUUUGUUAAAGAGUAUUUUUGGGCAGGAAUGUCUACCACACAAAGAAGUGAAAGUAUGAAUUCAUUCUUUGAUGGCCAUGUCAAUUCCAAGACUACCUUGAAACAAUUUGUUGAGCAGUACAAAAAUGCACUGAGAAGUAAGGUGGAGAAAGAAAACCAUGAAGAUUUUAAGUGUUUCUCAUAUAGUGUUCUUGGUGCAACUCAUUAUGACAUGGAGGUACAAGCACACGAUAUUUACACAAUUUCAAAGUUUAAAGAGUUUCGAGAUGAAUUAACUGGUAAAAUGUAUUGUGACUUCAUUUCUGUUGAAGUGGAUAACUCAGUUUCAGAGUACAUAAUUUCUGAACAUAUCAAGGUUGAAGAGAUGAAGAAAACUGUUCACUUUCAGGUUUCAACGAAGAAAGUGAUGAUAUUCACUGUAAUUGUUGUCUCUUUAAGUUUAGAGGUAUACUAUGCAGACAUGCGAUAUAUGUUUUGA
Molecule: messenger RNA, 1734 nt
Organism: Argentina anserina (silverweed cinquefoil)
Lineage: Eukaryota; Viridiplantae; Streptophyta; Magnoliopsida; Rosales; Rosaceae
Product: protein FAR-RED IMPAIRED RESPONSE 1-like
Exons: 2
Coding region: 1-1734 (577 amino acids)
Biological process (GO): regulation of DNA-templated transcription
Source: RefSeq, a predicted model, not a curated record